Molecule: messenger RNA, 2449 nt
Organism: Ipomoea triloba (trilobed morning glory)
Lineage: Eukaryota; Viridiplantae; Streptophyta; Magnoliopsida; Solanales; Convolvulaceae
Product: putative kinase-like protein TMKL1
Exons: 2
Coding region: 208-2229 (673 amino acids)
Biological process (GO): protein phosphorylation
Molecular function (GO): protein binding; protein kinase activity; ATP binding
Source: RefSeq, a predicted model, not a curated record
GUUUUAUAGAUCACCGUCCGAUGAAUUAUCUAACGGCAGAUAUUUGCAGGAGCAGGUGCACCCUCAGGGAUACGCGAAGUUGUGAACAGUGUGUCAGCUUUCCCAAUAUCAAAAAACGGCUAUCUCCUCCCUGAAUCCUGACUCCCACUAUCACUUCUCAUUUUCAGACUGUACUUUUCUUUCGUCUCUUAUUGCUCCGUUCCGUUCAUGGAGUUUCCGCCCUUCCUUUCCCUCUGCUGCAUUGUCUUCUUCUUCACACUCUUCUCCACCUCAUCCAGUGCUUUAGCUCCGCCGUCGGAUGUCGAGAUUCUUCUCCGGAAAAUCAAGCCUUCACUGCAAGGAAACGCGGAGAAUUUGCUGCUAUCGUCGUGGAACGCCGCCGUGCCUCUCUGUCAAUGGCGAGGGCUCAAAUGGGCGUUUAUCAAUGGCUCUUCUCUGCAAUGCGUUGAUCUCUCGUCUCCGCAAUGGACUAAUCUAUCUCUCUACACGGACCCCUCUCUCCGCCUCGCAUCUCUCCAGCUCCCUUCCGCUAAUCUCUCCGGAACCCUUCCGAGAGAGAUUGGGGAGCUCGCCGCGCUUCAGAGUCUCUAUCUGGGAGUGAAUGCGCUCUCUGGAACAAUACCUCUUGAGCUAGGCUAUAGCUCUUCGCUUUCAGAUGUUGAGUUGAGCGGCAAUAUGUUCACUGGUCCGAUUCCCGCGUCUAUCUGGAAUCUCUGUGAAAAGCUUGUUUCUCUUCGCCUUCAUGGUAAUUCUCUGUCUGGUUAUAUCCCUCAGCCUGCAUUACCGAAUGCUAGCUGUAAGAAUCUGGAGUUUUUGGAUUUAGGUCACAAUUCGUUUUCGGGGGAUUUUCCUGAAUUUGUGGCUAGGUUUAGUGGGCUAAAAGAGCUUGACCUAGGUGAUAACAAGCUCUCUGGCCCAAUUCCUGGUAGUUUAAGUGGAUUAAGCCUUGAGAAAUUGAAUCUGUCUUACAAUAACUUCAGUGGAGUUUUGCCAAAUUUUGGGGAACCAAAGUUUGGGGUGGAGGCAUUUGAGGGCAACAGUCCUGAGCUUUGUGGGCCUCCUUUGAGACCCUGCAAUGGAAACUCAGGACUGAGCCCUGGUGCCAUUGCUGGCAUCGUGAUUGGCUUGAUGGCUGGGGCAGUGGUUUUGGCCUCAUUGUUGAUUGGGUAUUUCCAGGGGAAGAAGAGGAGGAAUGACGACGAAGAAGACGAGGAGGAUUUUGAAGAACUAGAGGAUGAGGAAAAUGGUGGGGGUGGGGGUGAUGGUGGAGAGGGUAAGCUGAUUAUAUUUCAAGGAGGGGAGCAUUUGACAUUGGAGGAUGUCCUGAAUGCGACCGGGCAAGUCAUGGAAAAGACUAGCUAUGGAACCGUUUAUAAGGCGAAGCUAGCUGAUGGAGGAACCAUUGCAUUGAGGUUGUUGAGAGAAGGAAGCUGCAAAGACAGAAGUUCCAGUCUGCCAGUGAUCAAGCAGCUGGGGAAAAUCCGGCACGAGAAUCUGGUUCCAUUGAGGGCUUUCUAUCAGGGGAAGAGAGGGGAGAAGCUUCUCAUCUAUGACUAUCUUCCUAACAGAACCCUCUAUGAUCUUUUACAUGAAGCAAAAGUGGGGAAGCCGGUAUUGAACUGGGCAAGGAGGCACAAAAUUGCUUUGGGCAUAGCGAGAGGGCUAGUGCAUAUUCAUAGUUUAGAAAUGCCCAUCACCCACGGAAAUGUUAGGUCAAAAAAUGUUCUUGUAGAUGACUUUUUCGUAUCCAGGCUCACUGAAUUUGGGCUUGACAAGAUAAUGGUCGCAUCUAUAGCUGAAGAAACACUGUUGCUUGCAAAAGCUGAUGGUUACAAGGCACCUGAACUUCAAAAGAUGAAGAAUUGCAGUUCAAGGACAGAUGUGUAUGCCUUCGGGAUACUACUGUUGGAGAUUUUGUUGGGCAAAAAACCAGGAAAAACCGGAAGAAAUGGGGAAUUUGUUGAUUUGCCUUCACUGGUAAAGGUUGCGGUGCUGGAGGAAACAACAAUGGAAGUGUUUGAUGCGGAGCUGUUGAAGGGAAUACGGAGUCCAAUGGAGGAAGGUUUGGUGCAGGCGUUGAAGCUGGCAAUGGGUUGCUGUGCCCCCGUGGCUACUGUUAGACCUACGAUGGAAGAAGUCGUCAGGCAACUAGAGGAGAACAGACCUAGGAACCGGUCUGCUUUGUACAGCCCUACUGAGACUAGGAGCGGGAGUGGUACCCCUUUCUGACAUUCUUUCUUUCAUUAAACUUGAAUACUAUUUCAUUCUAAGCCUAUUUGAUCCUCCUAAAGGAGAGUUAAUUGAUUAUAGCCUUAUAGUAGCUUUUCUUUAGUAUUUAAACUUAAUUGGUCAUAGAAGCUUUUCUUUACCAUGUCAACUUCCUUUCUUAAGUAGUAUGGUGUGUUAUAUACAUUUUCCUUCCAUAGUAAGAACCAGUUUUGUACUGAUC